Messenger RNA from Morus notabilis, 1581 nucleotides. Its product is annotated as pto-interacting protein 1. The transcript is spliced from 8 exons. NCBI's taxonomy places the organism in Eukaryota, Viridiplantae, Streptophyta, Magnoliopsida, Rosales, Moraceae. The record is from RefSeq and is a predicted model, not a curated record. Bases 140 to 1318 code for a protein of 392 amino acids. Gene Ontology annotation, molecular function: protein kinase activity; ATP binding. Gene Ontology annotation, biological process: protein phosphorylation.
AAUAGAGAAUAGAGAAUUUAGUCCGCUUCCAAAACUUUGGCGUUUUUGUUUUUGAGAAAGAAGAGAAGAAGAAAGAUUGUUUCCAACACACACCCACAGGCCCAUUGUUCUUCCGAAACCCAAAAGAAUUAAUUUAAUCAUGAGCUGCUUCAGCUGUUGUGGAGAAGAUGACAUUCACAGUCACGGGAGGACAGCUGAUAAUUAUAAUAAUAAUAAUAAUAAUAGUAGUAAUAAUAAGAAAAAUAAGAAUAAUGGCCGCCAAUUCAUCCCCAAUACUGCACCUGCAGGGCAAAGUGGAGGAGGAGGAGGAGGUUAUUAUGCAAAAGAAUCAUCCAAGAGUGUUAAUACUAAUAAUAGUAAUAGUAACAGUAAUAUACAACCAAUUGAAGUGCCUGAAAUUCCAGUGGAAGAGCUUAAGGACAUCACUGAUAGUUUUGGAAGUAAAGGCUUCAUCGGCGAGGGCUCUUACGGAAGAGUCUAUCGCGGCCUUCUUAGAACCGGCCAGUCUGCAGCCAUCAAGACGUUGGAUAAUUCCUCUAAGCAACCACAGCACGAGUUCUUAGCCCAGAUCUCAAUGGUGUCAAGACUAAAGCAUGAAAAUGUUAUCGAGCUUGUUGGUUAUUGCGUUGACGGUCCACUGCGCGUGCUUGCUUAUGAGUAUGCUCCUAAUGCCUCUCUUCAUGACAUUCUUCACGGAAAGAAAGGUGUCAAAGGAGCACAGCUAGGUCCACCUCUGUCAUGGGCUCGAAGAGUUAAAAUUGCCGUAGGAGCAGCAGGAGGCCUUGAAUAUUUACAUGAAAAGGCUCACCCUCCCAUUAUCCACCGUGAUAUCAAGUCCAGCAAUAUACUACUCUUUGAUGACGAUGUUGCCAAAAUUGCCGAUUUUGAUCUGUCAAAUCAAGCCCCCGAUGCGGCAGCUCGUCUCCAUUCCACUCGUGUUCUCGGGACUUUUGGUUAUCAUGCUCCCGAGUAUGCAAUGACUGGGCAGCUCAGUUCAAAGAGUGAUGUUUACAGCUUUGGUGUUGUGUUGUUGGAGCUUUUGACUGGGCGUAAACCGGUCGAUCAUACGCUGCCGCGUGGACAGCAGAGCCUCGUGACGUGGGCUACGCCGAAACUCAGCGAAGACAAGGUGAAGCAGUGUGUUGAUGCUAGACUCAACGGAGAAUACCCUGCCAAGGCAGUUGCAAAGUUGGCUGCAGUUGCUGCCUUGUGUGUGCAAUAUGAAGCUGAUUUUCGUCCAAAUAUGAGCAUCGUAGUCAAAGCUCUACAACCUUUAUUGAACGCUCGGUCUGGUCCCCCUCAGGCCUCAGUGAAGUGAACUGGAGUGAAGCACCAAUCUGUGAAUUCCCCGACCUCUCGAUUUUUCUUUCUUGCCGCAGAGAUUGUGAUAUUGAGAUUUGUUCUGUAAACAGGGUGAUGUUUAAAAGCAUCUUAUUGUAAUUUUCUUUGCAAUUCACAUGAUAAAUACAUAUAAGUGUUUAAGGAUGGUUCCAGUUCCCUUCAUUUGGAUCUCAUUUUCCAUCCACAAAUCCAACACAAGGAGUACUGUUUGUUAUAUCAAAAGUCGUUAUAAAGUCUUUA